CUUUGCCAAUUUCCUCGAGAGUGUAUUUAAACGGAUGAUAUCUCACGCUGCAUCCACCCAAUGAAGCAAGGAGCUGCUUUGAGUCGUUGUGCGCCACCUAUUCAGUUGUCAUCAGUCUUUGACAAGUAAAACACAAACAAGACGACAGUUUUUGGGCAAUUGACGUAUCUGGAAAAAAAGAUCAUCCAAGAGACCCGUAUUUCCUCCCACGAUGAACCAAGCAGACAAGAAGCCGGUCGUCAAGAACACGGACAUGGAGCAGGACCAGCAGGACGAGGCGGUCCACUUCGCCACCCUGGCCCUGGACAAGUUCAACGUGGAGAAGGACAUCGCAGCUUACAUCAAGAAGGAGUUCGACAAGUCCUACAACCCGACCUGGCACUGCAUCGUGGGCAAGCACUUCGGCAGUUACGUCACCCACGAGACCAAAAACUUCAUCUACUUCUACCUGGGCCCCCUGGCUGUCCUUCUCUUUAAAUCGGGUUGAUUUUUUUAAACUGGCAUGCGAACUGAUGUGCAUUAUGUAGGACACAGGACACUUGGCAUUUUCUCAACCAAAAUGUCUAAGGCAUUAUGGCUUCAGCUUCAAAAAUCAUCAAGAUGUCUUUAGUUUCUAAACAAAAAGGGAAACAAUUGUUUAUUUUAUAGGAUUCGGUGUUCCUUAAUCGAGAGCAUGGACCUUUGCUUGAAUCAUCAAGGUCUGGGCUUAAUAUCACCUUAAGCUGUUGUCCUAAAUACAGUUGUAGCCCACAAGAAGCAAGAACUUCAUCUUCAUCUCUAUUCAUCAUUUGCGUGCUUUCCAGCGCGGGCUUCACGUUAAUUGAAAGAACAUGAGGGCCUACAGUUGCGGAGGCUUGACUGUUACUUGUUGGGUUUUCUAGAUCCAGAAUACACGAUCCAGAGUAUGGUAUUUUACGUAUCCCUUAUAAUAGGAUAGUUAUAUAGUCCAGGCAAAAUACUUAUUUUUUUUAAGUGAACCUCAAACAAAUUGCAAAAUAUAUAUUUUUUCACCACAGUGCAUUUCUAUAAGGU
This is a messenger RNA of Patiria miniata (bat star), 1032 nucleotides long. RefSeq names its product dynein light chain LC6, flagellar outer arm-like. The record is from RefSeq and is a predicted model, not a curated record. Gene Ontology annotation, molecular function: dynein intermediate chain binding; dynein light intermediate chain binding. The transcript has 2 exons. NCBI's taxonomy places the organism in Eukaryota, Metazoa, Echinodermata, Asteroidea, Valvatida, Asterinidae. The coding region runs from base 212 to 487 and encodes 91 amino acids. Gene Ontology annotation, biological process: microtubule-based process; cilium assembly. Gene Ontology annotation, cellular component: cytoplasmic dynein complex.